Cuscuta campestris is the source of this 1055-nucleotide messenger RNA. NCBI's taxonomy places the organism in Eukaryota, Viridiplantae, Streptophyta, Magnoliopsida, Solanales, Convolvulaceae. The record is from the annotation of a GenBank genome assembly.
AGUUCACAGUAAUAAGGGAAGACCCGUAAUAAGGCGAUUACAUCUUUAAUUUCACUUUUGCAGGCAGAUGGACACUCGCGCUCUUCUAUCUCUGUUCAUUCAUUGUGGUGGUGAUUGGGUUGAAAAUGAGAAAAGCGAAAUCCAGUUUAAACGAAACAAGCAAAGUAAGACACAAGUGAUCGAGUGGGAAAGAAGUAAUGAAGACUUCAAUGCCCUUCUCAUGUGUAUUUAUCGGGACUUUGGAUUGCAACAAAGUAAGCAUCAACUUCAGGUUUCAUACCAAUCUUCUCGGUUCGGUAGGGAAUUGCCACCUGUCAUAAUUUCCAGUGAUAAGGCGUUGGGUUGUUUCCUGAGGGAUAAAGAUGUACAUUCUACAUGCUUAUGUGUUGUGGUGACUGAAAUCGAGGAAAGAGAGCUUGAAAAUGAAACUGUCAAGCAACAACAUGCAAUUGAUGAAAACGAAAAGGAAGAUCAAAAUGGCAAAAAACAUGAUUGUGUCUUCCGUGAUGAAUAUUUUGAUUGCAAUCUAGUAUUUGAUAAAGGAUCAAGGCAUGGACAUGAUGGGGUUGUAUUUAAUGAUGAAACAAAUGCGAAUGUGGAGACAUUCCAUUGCAUAGGAUCCAACUGCACUCCUAACUCUCCCCAACCUAAUCAUGAGGUUGAGGUAGAGGUUCCCAAGAGUACGCAGGAGAAAGUUGAUGUGGAGGUUGAAAUUAAAAAUACUACACAAGAGCAUGUUGGUGUAGAGGUUGGACACUACACUCGAUUUCCAAAUGAUUUUGAUUUUCCUGUCAGUGAAGUAGAUGGCGAAGGUGGGUCGGAUGGAACAUUUGGCGAUGGCUCAGACCUGUGUGUUGGGUAUGAGUUUGCCUGCAAGGCUGAUCUAAAGCGGAAAAUGACAGAGGUAGCCAUUGCUGGUUGCUUCGAAACAAAGACAGAAAAGAGUGAUACAACUUGAUAUAUUCUGCGUUGCAGGAGUGCUAACUGUAGUUGGAUGAUGCGUGCAUUUUCCGUAAAGGACUCUCCUAGAUUUAUAAUCAAAAAGUACAACAAGU